This is a messenger RNA of Spirodela intermedia, 586 nucleotides long. The record is from the annotation of a GenBank genome assembly. Lineage: Eukaryota; Viridiplantae; Streptophyta; Magnoliopsida; Alismatales; Araceae.
AUGGGUCUCUCAAAGCUUCCGCUCGCGGCUCUUCUCUUGGCUCUCGUCGCCCUCCAGCUCCUGGGACGGCAGGUGGGUAGAGAGAGAAAGUUCGGAGUCCACCCUUCUCUCUUAUCUCUCCUCUGCCGACUGUCCAUUAAAAACCCACGCAGGCGCAUGGGGGCCAUCUCGAAAUACAUAUUCAGGUUGUUUAUUACCUUACUAUUUGAGGCUGCUGACGCGCUCUCCAUAUAUUUCAGGUUGCCGAGGCCGGCGAAGGAAGGUCCCUCCUGCCCACCAUAGGUUCGCCCUGAUCAACUAUUCUUGCUUUGAUUAUUUCUGAUUAUAGAAACUGAGAAAAUCGUAGGGCUUAGGGUUUUACGUUUCCUUACAAGUAAUAUCGUCGUGUUCUCCCUCCUUGUCAGACUGCGGGAGAGCCUGCUCGGCGAGGUGCCGGAAGGCGUCGAGGUGGAGGAUGUGCACGAGGGCCUGCGGCACGUGCUGCCGUCGGUGCAACUGCGUCCCCCCCGGCACCGCCGGCAACCGCGACGUAUGCCCCUGCUAUGCUAAGAUGACGACCCACGGCGGCCGCCUCAAGUGCCCCUAA